This is a messenger RNA of Carica papaya (papaya), 944 nucleotides long. RefSeq names its product LURP-one-like protein (DUF567). The record is from RefSeq and is a predicted model, not a curated record. Lineage: Eukaryota; Viridiplantae; Streptophyta; Magnoliopsida; Brassicales; Caricaceae.
GUGUCGGGACAUCUACAAAUUAGCGUAUCCUUGGCUUCCUGCCAUAACAACUGCUUUCGUCUUCUUCUUCUUCUUCUUCCUCCCGGCGCAGCAGCACUUGUGAUUGUAAUUUUCGAGGUUCAUAAGGAAAAAAAUGGCCGGAUUAAGCUACCUGACUGAUUAUCCGCCGGCGAAGAAUCCGGUGGUGGUGGUGAGUCCGCAGUUCUUGGCUCCGUACCCGGUGGACCUGAUUAUCACCAAGAAGCUAUUCAAACUCGGAGAAACCAACUUUGAAAUCGCCGAUGUUAACGGCAAGAUUUUCUUCACUCUGAAAAGUAAAUUUAUCAGCCUCCGCGAUCGCCGCGUGUUGCUUGACGCCAGCGGUGCUCCUCUCCUCACUCUCCAGCAGAAGAUAAUUACUGCUCACAGGAGAUGGCAAGUUUUCAAGGGAGGCAGCACAGACCAGAAAGAUUUACUUUUCAGUGCGAAAAAAUCGUCAUUAAUCCAGCUAAAGACUGAAUUAUUUGUUUUCCUGGCUCAAAACACAAGCGAAUCAGCCUGCGAUUUCAAGGUGAAAGGUAGCUGGCUGGAGAGAGCUUGCACCAUCUAUCUUGGGGAUUCCAACACCAUUAUUGGACAAAUGCAUAAGCAACAUACCGUUCAGAGCAUUUUGCUGGACAAAGAUUCCUUCGCGGUGACUGUGUAUCCUCAUGUGGAUUAUGCCUUCAUAGUGGCUCUGGUCAUCAUUCUGUACGAGAUCAACGAAGAUCGCAGUGGCGACGACUAAAUAAGAGAUAUUCAUAUAUGAUAUGAUCAUAUCCAUCAUACAUCUUCUGUUAAUGUUCACUUAAAAAGUAAAAAAAUGUAUUUGUGUUUAGGCAUUCUAUGAUGUAUGGAUUUGUUAUUACUGAUUUUCUUCUAAGGAAACUAUGUAAUGUAUGUUAUUUUUGUUAUUGUUUGUUCAA